Molecule: messenger RNA, 1991 nt
Organism: Orbicella faveolata
Lineage: Eukaryota; Metazoa; Cnidaria; Anthozoa; Scleractinia; Merulinidae
Source: RefSeq, a predicted model, not a curated record
CUAUAAACUCAAUGCUUUGUAGGGCGUUAUUGAAAAUUAUUUUCUUUUAUGUUCUAUUAAAGAUGGCUCUGCAUCAACCAAAGGAUCUGAAUCAGCUGGUCCUCAUUCAAUACCCUGGGAGCGUGUUUCCAAUGCUGACGUGCAAGUCGAUAUAUUUAGUUAUGCCGUAAAAGACAGAGAGCCAAGCUUUCAACGAGAGCUAGCUGAUGAACUAAAUGAUGAAGAAUCAGAGGAUGAAGAAUUCAAAACAGCUUUGAAUGCCAUAGUAACAGAAGUCAAACAGGACUAUACCUUAAUAGAAGCAAAAUCAAGAAUGGAGCCGUCAUCCCCGAAAAAAGAGCAAAAGCCAUUUCAGUUUCCUCGGCCAGCAGCAUCAAAGCCACCUGCUGGUCUUCAAAACAAACCUGCACCAGGACAAGUGAAAAAGAAAGGUCAAGCUGGGCCAACAAAAAAACCUGUUGUAGGGAAGAAAAAGGCAGGCAAGAAACCAGCAAAACAGCAAUCAAAACCUUCAAAUAAAACUGCAAAACCUAGUAAAGGAAAAGCAGACGCUUCGAACAAAGUCAAUGAACUGGAAAAAACAGAGGACGUUAGUAAAGCAAUAACAGUGGAAGUAGAGAAACCUGAACCUGAACCUGAACCUGUCAGAGUUGACUCAGAAACAGGUGAACAUGAAGCAGAAGCUUCAGACAGAACUAUUGUUUCUUCUACUUUGUCGAGAGUUACUUCAUCCAGAGUUUCCUCUAAAGCUUCAGAUGAGUUAACUGUAAGGAAGAACGAUUCACCAACCGAAAGUAACACGACUUCAGUUACUGCCGAUAUACCAGUUCUUGUCCCUAAACCUCCCGAGCCACAACCUGUUGAUAAAGAACCAGAACCAGAGCAGUCUCCAUCACCGGUGGAGCAAAAACCAGUCCAGGAGUCUAGGGCAGCUAAGAGGGCGGCAGAACGAGCUGCUGCUGCAGAACGAAGACGUCAAGAGGUGGAACGUAAGCGAAGAGAGAGAGAAGAGGCCAAGAAACGAGCCAUUGAGGAGGAGGCCAGAUUAGAACAGCUGCGACUUGAGGCAGAAGAAGAGAUGAAGAAGAGAGAGGAGGAACGAAGACAAAGACGAGAGGAAAAGGAAGAAGCCAAACGGCGUGAACGGGAUGAAGAACUAGAGAAAGAAAGGCUGGCCGACAUGAAAGCUGAACGAGAACGCCGUGCUAAAGAAGACUGGAAGAAACGGCAACAACAAGUGUUAGCGCACAGAAAACUCGAGGAGGAAUUACGCAAAGAGCAAGAGAAGAUUGAGGCUGAACUCGAGGCAGCGCGGCUCAGAGAGGAGGAAGAACGAAUAAAAGCUAUGGAAGAGUCGGAAAGGAUAGCAUUCCUGAAGAAAAUGCGAGAGGAAGAAGAUGAGUUGAGACGAAGACUUGAAGUACAGAAACGAAAAGAAGAGGAGGAGAGGAGAGUUCGAGAAGAAGAACAAAGACAACGGGAAGAGGCUCUCGCAUUACUACGGCAAAAGCAGUUACAAAGACAUUUAUUUAUUGCAGGAAUCUUAAAAGAAAGUCAAUAUCUUGCUUUAUGCCAGCGACUAACAAAAGCAUUUACUUUUUCAUAUUUUGACCUUAUUCCAUGGAAUCAUUUGCAACACUUGAAUCCGCCACCUUCGCCUGUCCGUGAUCUUUUACGUUCAGUAAAGGAGAACAUUCCUCCUACAAUUGUGGAGGAAGAUGAAGACGUAGAGGAGCAAGAAACAGAUUAAAACGGCUUGAGAAUUUAGUUAUUUAUUUCACAAACUAGUUUUUGGAGGAAAAAGCUCUAAAAAAUUACGAAAAUCUUGUACAGUAGCAUAGUGUUUCAUCUUUUUGUUGUCUUGUUGAACAUAAUAUUUCUUAUACUUACUCUUUUCGAGGAGCCGAAAUCGCCAUUUCAUACGAGCAACAAUGAUUCCGUAAUCUUUUUACAAUCAAUCAGAUGUAUAAAUAAAAGAAUAAUAUAGUAUA